AUGUACAAGCAGGCGACGCAGACGACAACACAAGUGCUGUCGCAGCCGUCGCGAUGGCUGGACAUGUACUCGGACUUUAUCGCCAAGAACAGCAGUGCCGUGUCGCAGAUCGAGUCGGCGCUGCGAUCGCUGACGUAUAUAAUACCAGGUCGCUUCCGCGAGUCUGAAAUCGCGUCCGAGUCCUUACACAGCGGCGUCCAGCUCCUCGCCCUCUAUCAUGACUCUCUCCUGUCUAAGGCUAUGGCGCAGAUGCCAGGCACGCGUCGCCACCAACCUACCCCACACCACCGCUAUACCAAGUUCUGGACGGAGAAGUCGCCAACGUAUAAGCGCCUUGCGAUUGUCUUGCAGAUGAUACAGUACACGGAGCUGUUGUGGGAGAUGUCAGCAAAGAGAAAGGGCGAGAAAAUGCGCUGGCGCGUGAUUGUCUUGCUGGAGAUGGUCAAGGCCGUGUGCCGGCUGCUGUUGCUGCGCUUGACAAACUCGCGUCCGCUACUCUCGCCCCCGCUGCCGCAGAGGGAGAUUGACCCCAGCUCUCUCGAAGACACAUCGGCAAGCGCAAACGGAAUGGACACUCCGCCUAGCGAAAGCUCGGUCGAGGCAGAGAACUGGACCAUGCCACGGACUGGGCUGUCGAUGCCCAGUCUGCCCGAUCCAUCGGACAUUUCAAACUACCUCUUGUCCAAGGUCCUCACAGCCGACGAUAUCAAGCCUCCCAAGGCGUUGCUGCAUCGAGUGAGUGGAAAGGGCGAGCUGGCAGAAGCGCUGUACAUCCUACGACCUGUCGCCUACGCGCUAGCUAUGCAGCACUUUAGUGGCGACCGGAAGAGCUGGCGACCAUGGCUUAUUGGCGUGAGCAUCGAGUACGGCGCACGACAGCUGGCCAAGAAGGACUUCCAGGAACGACUCGCGGGUGGCAUGCGGGGCCUGACUGGAUUGGAGCGAGACGAGUUGAAGAAGCGAGGGUGGGCGCUAGGAUGGUGGAUGAUGCGAGGCGCCUUCUAUGAAAACGUGACCAAGUCCUGGAUACACACGGUCACGCGAACGCUCAAGAGCAAGCCCCUCUUGGACAUUGCGGGUGGUGUUAUCGAAGACUACGAGUACCUUUGGGAUUCGUACUACUUCCCAACAGCGACCAUGUAG
Molecule: messenger RNA, 1143 nt
Organism: Dothidotthia symphoricarpi CBS 119687
Lineage: Eukaryota; Fungi; Ascomycota; Dothideomycetes; Pleosporales; Dothidotthiaceae
Product: peroxisomal membrane protein pex16
Exons: 4
Coding region: 1-1143 (380 amino acids)
Biological process (GO): peroxisome organization
Cellular component (GO): peroxisomal membrane
Source: RefSeq, a predicted model, not a curated record